GCUCUCAAAAGGACCUCGACGAAGAGUUAACGGCACUUGAAAGUACCUCCAAAGUUUAUAACUUAACGGCACUUCUUAAAAAACGAAUGCAGUCGGCGAGGGAAAUCCCAUACUUACUUCACGACAAAGUAAUCUACAAUGAACCUGCCACUAUCUGUGAACUUUCAGUGAUUGGUUUGCAAACUUUAGUUUAGAAACACAUAUGCCUGGUGAAACCGCUCCCCUUACUAUCUCUUCCCUUGAAAGCAUUGUGUUCACUAAUCAGUUAAUAGUACAAGCAAUUAAAAGCCUUAAACCUUCCACUAGUACGGGACCGGAUGGCCUCGCUUCGAUAAUUUUCAAAAACAGUGGGUGUGAUAUACCCCUGUUACUUCUUAAAUUCUUCUCAAUAUCUAUGGACACUGGCACUUACCCUAGUGAGUGGAAAACUAGCUUCAUAAUUCCACAUUACAAAUCUGGUGAUAGGGCAAACGUCCGCAAUUACAGACCCAUAAAUAUAACCCCAGUUAUCUCACGAAUCAUGGAGAAAGUUGUAAAGGAUCAAUUGUCAGACUACCUAAUUAGGGAGGAUCUUGUUACAAGGUCUCAACACGGAUUUCUCAAAAAUAGAUCCUGCGUUACUUGCCACUUCGACUUUUUCAACUGCAUCACUAGUAGUCGCGAAGCACGUAAGCUAGUCGUUGUUCUAUACUUCGAUAUAUCUAGGGCAUUUGACAUGGUAUCUCACAGUAUUCUCUUUGAGAAGCUGUACUCUUGUGGAAUUCGCAACCCAUUACUGAACUGGUUAAAAUCAUUUCUAAGCAACAGGGUACAAAUAACCAAAGUUGGAUCUGUAUUGUCUCAUCCUAGGCAGAUCUCAAGUGGGGUCGUGCAAGGUAGUGUCCUAGGUCCACUUUUAUUCACAGUUUACAUUAACAGCAUUUGCAAGUGCUUCACCUCAGGUAAACCAUUCCUAUAUGCUGACGACCUCAAAGUCGUCUACUCCUGCUACACUCAUGAAUUAAGCGAUAUGGUAAAUAAAAUACAUCUUGAACUAAGUAGCCUUGCAACGUGGUGUGCUGAAUCCUGUCUAAAUUUUAACAUUGACAAAUGCGGCUGGAUUUGUAUCGGCAACAGUAAGCUUGAUCUAAACCUUGAAAUAAAUGGGCGAAAACUAGCUAAGCUCAAUUCAGUCGUAGAUCUCGGUAUUAGAUACUCUAGUAACCUAACGUUCGCUGAACAGACUGAUUAUGCCAGACGUAAAACGCGAAGGCUGAUAGGAUGCAUAACACGCAAUUUCUUUUGUUGUGAAACUAGGGUUUUAUUAUACAAAGUAUGUGUCCGACCUAUCUUAGAAUACUGCCCGUUUAUUCUUAGCGGACUAAGACAAAAUGACAAGCUUAAAUUAGAGGGAGUGCAACGGCAGUUUACCUCAAGAACUCUUGGUUUAGAAAGUGGUCUGGAAUACCAUGAG
Messenger RNA from Trichobilharzia regenti, 1453 nucleotides. Lineage: Eukaryota; Metazoa; Platyhelminthes; Trematoda; Strigeidida; Schistosomatidae. The record is from the annotation of a GenBank genome assembly.